UGACUUCACAACGGACAGAUCCCGUGAUUCCAUCUUCAAUAUGUUGAUCAUGGCUCAGCGCCGUCUGCGGCUUAACUGUACAAGGAAAGACACAAUUAUUCAUUAUUUCUUAAUUCCCGGACCCCACAUUCCCUCUAUCCGCUCUCCCCGGACCCCACAUUCACUAUAUCCGCUCUCCCCCGGACCCCGCAUUCACUAUACCCGCUCUCCCCGGACCCCGCAUUCACUAUAUCCGCUCUCCCCGGACCCCGCAUUCACUAUACCCGCUCUCCCCGGACCCCGCAUUCACUAUAUCCGCUCUCCCCGGACCCCGCAUUCACUAUACCUGCUCUCCGCGGACCCCGCAUUUACUAUAUCCUCUCUCCCCAGACUCCGCAUUCACUAUAUUCGCUUUCCCUGGACCCCGCAUUCACUAUAUCCGCUCUCCCUAGACCCCGCAUUCACUAUAUCCGCUCUCCCUAGACUCCGCAUUUACUAUAUC
This is a messenger RNA of Staurois parvus, 481 nucleotides long. The record is from the annotation of a GenBank genome assembly. NCBI's taxonomy places the organism in Eukaryota, Metazoa, Chordata, Amphibia, Anura, Ranidae.